AUGGCAAAGCUGGCGGUUAUUAUAUGUGCGGUUGUGCUGAUGUCGGGCGUUGAGCGGCGUGUUGAAGCCACCGUUGUGAGGUUGUUGACAGAUUUUAUCCAAAACAAUGUUGCCGGAAUCCCGUUGAUUCAUAAAACGGAAGAAUAUGACUUCGAUCCAGAGAUUAGCAAGAAGCGGCGGGAGCUUUACUACGAGUUACAUGGCUACCGAGGGGAGAAGAUAAUCGAACGAUUGGGUCUUGGAAUCGAUGGCAAGCACCAUGAGCGAUCGGCAUACCAGCGCCAGCGUGAUGAUGGACAUUUACAAGGUCUUAACUAUCUGCAACCAUAG
Anopheles bellator is the source of this 330-nucleotide messenger RNA. RefSeq lists its product as uncharacterized. NCBI's taxonomy places the organism in Eukaryota, Metazoa, Arthropoda, Insecta, Diptera, Culicidae. The record is from RefSeq and is a predicted model, not a curated record. The coding region runs from base 1 to 330 and encodes 109 amino acids. The transcript is spliced from 3 exons.